This is a messenger RNA of Papaver somniferum (opium poppy), 2340 nucleotides long. Its product is annotated as probable plastid-lipid-associated protein 14, chloroplastic. Gene Ontology annotation, biological process: protein phosphorylation. NCBI's taxonomy places the organism in Eukaryota, Viridiplantae, Streptophyta, Magnoliopsida, Ranunculales, Papaveraceae. Gene Ontology annotation, molecular function: ATP binding; protein kinase activity. The transcript has 14 exons. Bases 180 to 2168 code for a protein of 662 amino acids. The record is from RefSeq and is a predicted model, not a curated record.
CUGACAUGCGUAGAACUCAUGCUGUAAACUCUCCAGCGUUUCCUCACACGCAACCUUCACAAUCACUACAAACUCUCUCUCUCUCUCUCUCAUCUCUUUUGUAUAUAAAAACAAAGUUGUUCCUUGAAUUUUAUUAGUUUCAUCAAUCAACGCUCACGUUUCCAUUUCUGGGUAAUUUGAUGGCUUUAUGUGGAAUUGGGUUUAAUUCGGGAUUGAAUGGGAUUGGAUUUAAGCAAUACAGUAGAAAUUCAUCCUCAGUAAUACUAAUUAAACCUACCGCUAGUACACAUUUGGUUAGAAGAAAGAGUAAUAAUCCAGUGCGGAGACGAAGAUCGAAUAUAAAUUGUUCCACAAAGAAGGAUGAUCAAAUUGUUGAAUCCGUUACUGUUGAUGAAAAGCUAGGACCUGUUAUGAAGUUUAAAAUGUCUGACUUUACGAUUUGUGAUUGUACUAGCGUUGGACUCGGUGGUAGGGCAGAUGAGAUUGUAUUCGAAGCUAUUGUAAAUAAUCCACAAAGUCCCUUGUAUAAUUCGAGGGUGGUGCUUCGAAGAUAUACUAGUUCACAAGCUCAGCGCAGAGGGAAACGGGCCAUAGAGGUGUUAAAGAAGCUCGCACGACGGAAAUUUUUAUAUCAUUCAUAUUCAAUGCAAGUUCAUGGCUACGUGGCUUCUUCUGGUAGCACUAACGAAAGCUCAUUUACUCUUGUUCAUGGGUAUCACGGUAGUUACUCUCUAAGACAUUGGCUCCAACUUCCGGAUUGGCUUCCAACCUUAGAAGCUACUCUAGCAUUGGAUGAGGAGAGUGUAAGGAAGGUGGGAGAUGACAAAGUUGGAGGAUCUGCAAUCUCCCGGAAGUUGCGAAUUAUUCGGAUUCUAAUGAGGGAUCUUUUGGUUGGCGUGAAUUAUCUACACAGCCAUGGACUCGCCCAUACUGAGCUAAAGCUAGAAAAUGUUCAUAUAAGUCCAUUGGAUAGACAUAUCAAAGUAGGAAUUCUGGGCAAUUCGUCGGACUUCUAUGAAGACAAUCCAGGUAACAGCACACUAGAUGCCAACAUGGACAGGCGCCAAAUGAUGAUUGCAUUUGACAUGAGAUGUGUUGGUUUUAUGAUGGCAAAAAUUGUAUUGCGGGAGCUUAUGGACCCUAUAGUUUUCAUGACAUUCAAAUCCUUCCUCACUAAGGGAAAUCAACCAUCAUGCCUACGUGAGUUUCUCUUGCCAAUUCUCUGCAAGAACUCUCCAUCAGGAAAUGCUGGUUUGCAAUUACUUGAUAGGAAUUGGGGUGCAGGUUGGAACCUUUUAUCAUCGUUGCUUGCAACAAAACCUAGCGAGAGAAUACAUUGUCUGGAUGCUCUAAGACACCCAUUUCUUUGUGGACCAAGAUGGCGUGUAUACCCGCCCAUGGACAUGAUCAGGUGGGGUCUAGGUUCUACUGCUGUUCGGAUUACAGAGGAAUAUAUUUAUGGGCGACAUCAGCGUAGCAGGCUAGCACACUUCAUCGAAUUGAUGGAGAUGUUAAAUCCCAAUCAAGAGCCCAAGAACUGGCUCGAGUUCCUUCCAGGAAAGUGGCGUCUGUUGUACUCUACUGGAAGGCACAUUGGUUUAACUCUUCGGCAACCUUCUACGAGGGUUCUAAUCGGUGAUGUGUACCUCAGUAUAUUACAGGCUUCUGCAACGAUAGACACCAUCACGCUCACUUCAAAUAUUAAUUUCUCAGUCUUGGUUGGCCCAGAUUGGCCGCAUGAAAAGCGCGGCAUAUCUGGGAAGUUGAAAGUAGAUUCUGUAGUUAGGGUAACAGCUGGGAAGAGAAAAUACCUCAAGGAAGAGACCGGUGAAGCAAAAAAUAUUUCUUACUCAUCGAACACAAAAGAUCAAGUUGCUCAAAGACCGUCUAAGAACUGGAGAAGGGCUAGUCCUGUUAAAGAACCUCCAUCUAGCCUUCCAGUUGCUAAGCUUGCUUCGGGUGAGAUCGAGGUAACAAUGAAUCUCGAUGAUUCGUCAUUGCAGAAGGUUAAUAUUGCAAAGAAUGUAAUUCAGGAGGUCCGAACAUUGGUUCCCCCAGAAAUAUUUGAUGUGUCUAAACUAGUGUGCGGGACCUUUUUGGAUUCUAGACUUCUAGUCCUUCGAGGGGUAAAUGGAUCUGCGUUGCUUUUUACCAGAUCAUGUAGAUAACAGAACAAAACAAAAAAAGAAAAAAUUGUAAAUCUGGUGUGUGAAGUUCGAAAGGUUGUUCCAUAGAGGGAAAAAAAUAUGGCAACAGUGAUUGACAAUUACUGUAUGUAUAUAUUGUGAUUAUCCAAGAAUUGAUGUACAUAAGUAACAUAAGAAUAUAAUUUACUCUGAA